Molecule: messenger RNA, 1630 nt
Organism: Pseudomassariella vexata
Lineage: Eukaryota; Fungi; Ascomycota; Sordariomycetes; Amphisphaeriales; Pseudomassariaceae
Product: UbiD family decarboxylase
Exons: 3
Coding region: 161-1564 (467 amino acids)
Cellular component (GO): cytoplasm
Source: RefSeq, a predicted model, not a curated record
UGUGCAUAGACAAGUUGCUAUCUAAUUUCAUCAAUCGUAUAGUUGUCGUCAUCGCAACUAUUUUCAACAACGUCCUUACCGCGCCAGUACCCAUUUAAGUACUCACCCACCACAGACAACCAUCACCGAAACCGGAACAACUGAAGAAGAGAACGAAGCCAUGUCGUUGGCGAUUCUGUCAGACGAGGAUAUCAGAAAUCUCUUUGAGUCCCUCACUCAUGAUGAGGUAGAUAGAUUUCAACAAUCGCUCAGAUGCGCGUUGCAUGAGUACUCGACGGGGACGCAAUCGAUUGAGGAGGGCCAGAUCCACCAGCCCGACCGCACGACGGUCCAUUCCAACCUCACCAAUGCGACGACGUUGUUCAUGCCCUCAAUGAGCCCAAAUGGCCAUGGAGUGAAAGUCGUAACAAUAUCCAAGCCCCAACUCGAGGACCCCGAAGCGCCCUCGGUUUCGCCCACGGGCUCUCUUACCCUCUUCUCGAAGCACGGCGCACCCGUCGGGUUCCUCCACGCAAAGACCCUGACCGCCUUCCGCACCGCCCUGGCGUCAACAUGCCUGCUCACCAAGCGCGCCGUCGUCCGCACCCUGACAGUCUUCGGGUCGGGUCUACAAGCGUACUGGCAUAUCCGCCUAGCGCUCAUGCUACGGGGUUCCACGAUCCGCACUGUUAACAUUAUCAACCGGCAGUUCUCUGACAACGCCAAAUUCAUUCUCAAGAAAUUCUACGCCGUGGCGCCCGAUACAAAAAGGCGCGAAGGAUGGGAGGCCUGCGAGUUUAGCAUCUUAACGCCUGGAUACGGCGAGUUCGGCAGAUUGCAGAAGGAGCAUAUCCGCGCUGCGGACGUGAUAUACUGCUGUACGCCGAGUACGGAGCCGCUGUUUGACGCUAGGUUGCUUACGAGCCAUGAGGGGAGGCGUAAGGGCAGGCUUAUCGUAGCCAUUGGGAGUUAUACGCCCGAGAUGAAGGAGCUGCCUACGGCGUUACUCGAGCAGGCCACGAGGCCGCCGCAUGGGCAUGCGCACUUUCACAAACAUGCUACUGAGGGGGGCGUGGUAGUGGUGGAUACCCUGGAUGGGGCCAUGAAAGAAGCAGGUGAGAUUAUUGAAGCUGGGUUGGAACCCCGGCAGCUGGUUGAAUUGGGCGAACUGGUCAUGAUACAAAAGGCCCGGCUGGCCCUAAGGGAUGAACACGACUCUACGUACUCACGCACCUCAACCGAAAUAUCCUCUGAUAUGGAGAAACUAGACUUAACACCAGGAAGUCCAGCCCUCUCGGCCGUCUUCGGCUCUGAAAACGGCAAUAACCCACCGACCCCAUCACCGCCGCGGCGGAGCCCGAGCCAUACUGGCAGCAACUUCUUCCGCAAGCGACGGACGUCGAGCACGGGGUCGGUAGACCGGUCCAAGGAGCGCCGCGAGGACCAUCUGAGCAAGUGGCUCACGAGCGGGAACGUCAUCUAUAAAAGUGUUGGUUUAGGGUUGAUGGAUCUGGUGGUUGGUAUGGAUGUAGUGAAUUUGGCCAGGGAGAAGGGGGUAGGGAGUUAUAUUGAGAAUUUCUCGUAGUGUGAGGAUCUUUCUCCUUUGGCGCCUGUCUUCUGAGUACUAUAUUGUCUUGAGAGGAAGGAAGUU